Molecule: messenger RNA, 1122 nt
Organism: Elephantulus edwardii (Cape elephant shrew)
Lineage: Eukaryota; Metazoa; Chordata; Mammalia; Macroscelidea; Macroscelididae
Gene: NPTX2
Product: neuronal pentraxin II
Exons: 5
Source: RefSeq, a predicted model, not a curated record
GCCGUGCUGCAGCUGCGCGAGACCGUCGUGCAGCAGAAGGAGACGCUGGGAGCGCAGCGCGACGCCAUCCGCGAGCUCACGGGCAAGCUGGCGCGCUGCGAGGGGCUGGCGCGCGGCAAGGCGCCGGGCAGGGCGGCCGCGGGCAAGGACGCCACCAUGGGCGACCUGCCGCGCGACCCGGGCCACGUGGUGGAGCAGCUCAGCCGCUCGCUGCAGUCGCUCAAGGACCGGCUGGAGAGCCUGGAGCACCAGCUCCGAGGGAACGUGUCAAACGCGAACACAGUGCUCCCCAGUGAUUUCCGAGAGGUGCUCCAGAGGCGGCUCGGGGAGCUGGAGAGACAGCUGCUGAGCAAGGUGGCCGAGCUCCAGGAUGAGAAGUCCCUGCUCCACAAUGAGACCUCAGCGCACCGGCAGAAGACCGAGAGCGCCCUGAAUGCCCUGCUGCAGAGGGUGACCGAGCUGGAGCGAGGCAACAGCGCGUUUAAGUCUCCGGAUGCCUUCAAAGUGUCUCUCCCUCUGCGCACGAACUACCUGUACGGCAAGAUCAAGAAGACACUGCCCGAGCUGUACGCCUUCACCAUCUGCCUGUGGCUGCGCUCCAGCGCCUCCCCCGGCAUCGGCACCCCCUUCUCGUAUGCGGUGCCCGGGCAGCCCAAUGAGAUCGUGCUCAUUGAGUGGGGCAACAACCCCAUCGAGCUGCUCAUCAACGACAAGGUCACCCAGCUGCCCCUGUUUGUCAGUGAUGGCAAGUGGCACCACAUCUGCGUCACCUGGACAACGCGGGACGGCAUGUGGGAGGCCUUCCAGGAUGGGGAGAAGCUGGGCACCGGCGAGAACCUGGCCCCCUGGCACCCCAUCAAGCCAGGGGGUGUGCUAAUCCUUGGACAGGAGCAGGACACAGUUGGCGGCAGGUUUGAUGCCACCCAGGCGUUUGUGGGGGAGCUCAGCCAGUUCAACAUAUGGGACCGGGUGCUCCGGGCACACGAGAUUGUAAACAUCGCCAACUGCUCCAGCAACAUGCCGGGUAACAUCAUCCCUUGGGUGGAUAACAACGUGGAGGUGUAUGGAGGGGCCUCCAAGUGGCCUGUGGAGACCUGCGAGGAGCGGCUGCUGGACUUAUAG